Messenger RNA from Penicillium verrucosum, 1167 nucleotides. RefSeq names its product SDR family oxidoreductase. The coding region runs from base 1 to 1167 and encodes 388 amino acids. The transcript is spliced from 2 exons. The record is from RefSeq and is a predicted model, not a curated record. Lineage: Eukaryota; Fungi; Ascomycota; Eurotiomycetes; Eurotiales; Aspergillaceae.
AUGGCCCAAACUGGAAAGCAUGCCCUUAUCUUUGGAGCCUCUGGAAUCUCCGGAUGGUCUCUCUUGAACCAAACCCUCCAAUACCCAACCCCGACGACCUUUAACCGCGUGACUGGCCUGUGCAAUCGGCCAUGGAUCAACGAGGACGCUUAUCUCCCUGACGAUAAGCGCCUGAAUAUUGUGUCGGGCAUUGACCUGACACAGUCCGUGGAAGCGGUAAAAGCUCAGCUUAAAGAGAAGGUCGAGAAGGUGGAGUCAGUCGACGUGGUUUUCUUUUGUGCUUACAUUCAGACUGGCGACUUCCAGUCGCUGCGCAAGGUCAACACCGAUCUUCUCCAAACCGCCAUUAAAGCCAUCUCCGCUGUUUCACCCACAAUGGAAGCGGUCAUCCUGCAGACUGGUGGCAAGGGGUAUGGAUUGGAGUUCCCUAAAGAGGUCAACAUCCAGCCUCCUCUCCACGAGAAGAUGCCCCGCAUUCCUUCGCCAUGGAGAGAGAACGUUUUUUACUACGACCAGUAUGAUCUCUUAAAGAAACUCUCUGAAGACCAAAACUGGACCUUCUCUGAGAUUCGACCGGAUGGGAUUGUCGGCUUCGCCCCUGGCUCCAACGUCAUGAACAUGGCAUAUGGCAUUGCCUUCUACUUGACUCUGUACAGAGAAGUCAAUGGAAAGGAUGCCAAAGUUCCAUUCCCCGGUCGUCCGCACGGUUACCACACUCGCCACACCGACACCUUCCAAGACAUCCUUGCUCAGAUGGAAAUCUUCGCUGCUCUUAACCGCGACAAGUGUCAAAACGGAUCAAGCUUUAAUUGUGGCGACGGAGAGGCUGUCACCUGGGCUCAGGUCUGGCCAGGAAUUUGCUCUUAUUUUGGCCUCAGUGGUGUCGAGCCAGAUGGCAUGCAGAAGAAUAUGCAGGAUUUCGUUGCCGAAAAUAAGGCGAUUUGGGACCGCUUGGUCUUGACUCAUGACCUGAAGAAGGGCCUCAUUGAGUCGCAGAACUGGGGCCAUGCGAACUUCAUGCUUGUUGAUUUUGACUUUGCCCGGGAGUAUUCUCUUGAGGCGGCUCGAUCCGUUGGGUUCAACGAGCAGAUUGAUACUCUCCAGGGUUAUCAAGUUACAUUUGACCGGAUGGUGAACGCGAAGUUCAUCCCCGUGCCUUCUUCUUGA